AUGGCUGCACCGAAACGACUCUCACUUUUCAGUGAGACCGAGUUCGAAUCAAAGGCUUCAGCCGGUUUUCCGUCAGGCUGUCCCACGCUCGACCUAUCAACCACAUGGGACGCCGCCGGCAGAAACCUACUCAUCUACAGACCUCCCUCACAGCCCGUCUCCAAAAUCCACCAAGUUGGUCCGCCAGGGACGAAAGCCCCAGAGGCUGUCACAGUCACAUGGAAACCAAACGGUCAAUUUCUCGCUGUAGGAUGGAGUGAUGGAGUAGUCCGGCUUAUGGGACUGGAAACCAACAAAGCUGCUCAUCAUAUUCCUGUGUGUGAGGGAACUAAUGCCAACAUCUCCCGCAUUGGCUGGGCAAGUUGCAAUGUCACAGGCAAACCCCAAGGAGAAUUAUCAACGCAUUCAACGGGCUUUGAGUCGACAGAGUCGACGGCACCCGAGGAUAAACUACCUCCAAAUCUACCUCAGGAGCUCACUUUCCUUGAAGUCGACACUGCUUUGCCUAAAAUAAGCCCCUUGCCUACCGGUAGUGCCGGUCCGGAUGAUGAUGCCACUGUCUUCACACUGCGCACUGGAAUCGAGUUCUUGUUCCAGCCGCCGAAGCGGGAGGAAUACGACCGGGUAAACGUCAUGGUAGUCGGAACCAAGGAUGGCAAACUGCAGCUAAACAUCUUUGAUUCAUUCCUGAUUGGCACGUUUCUCAAUCCUGUGGCAGAACCGGCAACCACCUCGUACAUGAUUUCACACGCCGCUCAUCCUCAGUUAUCAACACAUGCUCUAGUCUUCGCAGAGAAGGAGACAGAGGCGAACCACCUGACCCUCGUUCCGAUGGAUUUACCAUUCAUUUCUUCGUCGCCCAUCAACUUGCCUCUGCUAGCGUCCAAAUUAACUACCCUUCAGAAGCUAUUGCGAUACAUUAAACAGUCCCAACUCCACAUGCAAGUGGAAUGGAAGAACACAAGGGAAUUACCAAACCGAUUUCUACGGAGCGUGCAAGGGGACCUCGAGGAACUCGCAAGCGGCCCUCGGAGCAUCGUUCCAGCACUAUACCACACUGUUGUUACUGGUCAUGCGUACGAGCCAGUUCGAGAGUGGUUGGUAGACAGUGUGGCCGAAAGGGGCCACAAACGAUGGGACAAGGCCGUGAUCUCUGGUCUCGAAAACCUCCGCAGUCUGGUCCACGAAAAUUUCCUCCCAGCGUUAGACCGUUGCGCCAUCAUCCUCAGUCGUCUCCGGGGCUUGGCCCAAUUCUACGAUGACAGAGAUGAUAUCGGCUACUCGGUAACCCAAACGAGCAGACUGCUCGACAUCGUCGGCUGCCUAACCCUAGUUGGCCACAAGAUCUUGUCUAACGUUAUGGAUGAGCUGGAGCAUUUCAAUGCCUUUUCAACAUGGUUACGCUUCCAGAUCGAUCGACUAGCCUCCUCUUCCAUAGAGCAAAACGAGCUCACUGAGAAGGAGGCCACUAUGGACACAUCCAAGGUCCUCACGUACAUCGAGCGGUAUCUAAUCAGCAGUCCACUGGAUAUAUUUUUCGACCAAGUCUCCAAGGGAGACUGGCAAGCCGACCUGGACCACAUCGAAGACGGAGUCAGCCUAUUACCCAUCCUAGACACGCAGUUAACAAAGCAGGAAUCCGGCCAAGCAUCCCGACGGGCCCUUCAACACGUAGAAUUCCUAGUAUCAUACGUGACGACCUCGUCUAAUCGCAUGUUCAAGGACAUCGCCGAAGCCAAAAAACGCAGUACUGGGGUGAUAUAUUCUGCCUUGGCAUCAAACUCCUCCACCAAUAAGGUGUACAUCUUCCAAUCCGGUGUGGACAUCAAAAACGGCAUUAGUAGCAGCCUACACACUGCAUCGACGUGCAUUCACCUCCCCGACAGGAACGUUAUCGAUCUUAAAUUUUUAAAUGGCGAGACAUUGGUCCUGCUGUGCAAUAAAGCCGAUAACACACCCACCAUCACAUUGGUCCCUAUACAAUCCGACCAGCUCGAAUACAAAGCCUACGGCUCUGCUAUCGACGAGAUCCCUAUGGUUCAAGUAGCAGACUUGGAAGAGUUCAUUAUUUCUCCAGAGUAUGCUAUGCGCCCUGUGCGAAUGGAGGUCCACGACCGGACGGACCUUCGAGGGGAGGUGCCUAUGAGAAUAUGCCUAUUGUCGAAUAACAGGACUACAUGGAGGACUUUUACUAUUGCGGAAUAA
Pochonia chlamydosporia 170 is the source of this 2205-nucleotide messenger RNA. Its product is annotated as anaphase-promoting complex component Cut20/Apc4. Lineage: Eukaryota; Fungi; Ascomycota; Sordariomycetes; Hypocreales; Clavicipitaceae. The record is from RefSeq and is a predicted model, not a curated record. Bases 1 to 2205 code for a protein of 734 amino acids. Gene Ontology annotation, biological process: positive regulation of mitotic metaphase/anaphase transition; protein K11-linked ubiquitination; anaphase-promoting complex-dependent catabolic process. The transcript has 7 exons. Gene Ontology annotation, cellular component: nuclear periphery; anaphase-promoting complex.